AUGGGGGCGGUGCCAAGCCUUCCGGGCUGCUGCGCAGGGCGGCCGGGGCACAGGUCUAACACCAUGGACACCUUAUCAGAAGCAAACAGCACCUUUGCCUUGAACCUCUUGAAAAAGCUGGGUGAAAAUAACUCACAAAAUGUGUUUUUUUCACCCAUAAGCAUCUCUUCUGCCCUGGCCAUGGUCUACAUGGGUGCUAAGGGGAACACCGCCACCCAGAUGUCCCAGGCACUUUCUUUAAAUAAAAACAGAGGUGCAGGUGAUGAUGUUCACCAAGGUUUCCAGUCGCUUCUCACCGAAGUUAACAAAACUGACACUCAGUACUUACUCAGAACGGCCAACAGGCUCUAUGGAGAAAAGACAUAUGAUUUCCUCUCAUCUUUUAAAGAUUCCUGCCUCAAAUUCUACCAAGCAGAGAUGGAAGAGCUUGACUUUGUUAAUGCUACAGAGGAGUCCAGAAAACACAUAAACACAUGGGUAGCCAGUAAGACAGAAGGUAAAAUUACAGACUUGCUGCCUUCAGGUACAGUUAAUUCAAUGACUAAACUGGUUCUCGUGAAUGCCAUCUACUUCAAAGGAAACUGGGAUAAUCAGUUUAACAAACAACAUACCAAGGAAACACCUUUUAAAAUCAGCAAGAAUGAGGAAAAACCUGUGCAAAUGAUGUUUAAGAAAUCUACCUUUAAAAUUACCUAUAUAGGAGAAAUAUUUACCCAAAUUCUAGUGCUUCCCUAUGUCAAGAAAGAGCUGAAUAUGAUCAUCAUGCUUCCAGAUGAAAAUACCGAUUUGAGCAUGGUGGAAAAAGAACUUACUUAUGAGAAAUUCAUGGAAUGGACAAGGCCUGAUAUGCUGGAUGAGGAAGAGGUAGAAGUCUUCCUUCCUAGAUUCAAGUUGGAGGAGAAUUAUGACAUGGAGGAUGUCCUUUGCAGUCUAGGCAUGACCGAUGCCUUUGACCAGGGCAAGGCAGACUUCUCUGGAAUGUCAUCUAAGAGAGACCUGUAUCUAUCCAAGGUCGUGCACAAGUCUUUUGUAGAAGUCAAUGAGGAAGGCACAGAGGCAGCGGCUGCCACCGCUGCCAUCAUGAUGAUGCGCUGCAUAAGGAUCACCCCCCGAUUCUGUGCUGAUCACCCUUUCCUCUUCUUCAUCCAGCACAGCAAGACAAAUGAGAUUCUGUUCUGUGGCCGGUUCUCCUCUCCAUAA
This is a messenger RNA of Orycteropus afer afer, 1200 nucleotides long. RefSeq names its product serpin B6-like. The record is from RefSeq and is a predicted model, not a curated record. Gene Ontology annotation, molecular function: serine-type endopeptidase inhibitor activity. Gene Ontology annotation, biological process: negative regulation of endopeptidase activity. The transcript has 7 exons. NCBI's taxonomy places the organism in Eukaryota, Metazoa, Chordata, Mammalia, Tubulidentata, Orycteropodidae. Bases 1 to 1200 code for a protein of 399 amino acids. Gene Ontology annotation, cellular component: cytoplasm.